AUGGGAAACACGGAAAGCAAUGUAACGAGUGGCGUCAAGAAACAGGCAGGAGUCUCCACCCAGGCCCUCUACAAAUUCGUCAAUCUCAAGGGCGGCGGCCUUCUGGUGGACAUGAUGAAGCGCGCUUGUCAAACCAAACAGUUUGCCGAGAUCGAUCAUGCGAUCAAAACGAAAGUGGAACCAUUUUUAUAUAACAAGGGCGCUGGCCGUUAUUUUCCCAUAUCGAAGCUGGUGCUGCUGCGAAAUCGGGACAGGCCACGGACCAGGCAAUUGCCCGAAAUACGGGCUCUCGAGAAUCCCGACGAUGAUUUCAAUAUACACGACUAUUGUCCGGAGGUAUCCGAGGCGGAAUACAUAUCGAAUCCCAGUGCCUAUCGUUUUGUGUGCUGGGAUCUGAACAUGCGCGGCGCUGUUGGUGAAACGAUUCUUCAUCUCUGCCUGCUGAAUGCCUCCUCGCUGCAUGCUGAUCUGGCGAAACGUCUCCUGAAGUUCUACCCGAAGCUCAUUUUGGACAUCUAUAUGAGCGAUGAGUACUACGGCGAGAGUGUGCUGCACAUUGCCAUUGUCAACGAGGAUCCGGCCAUGGUCAAAUACUUGCUAGACGCCAAUGCCGACGUUCAGGAGCGCUGCUGCGGCGCUUUUAUGUCCGCGGAGGACACGAAGGCCUCACGCACGGAUUCGCCGGAUCACGAGUACGUGGCGCUGGCGCCCAUGACCAACUAUGAUGGUUACGUAUACUGGGGCGAGUAUCCUUUAAGUUUUGCCGCCUGCUUGUCACAGGAGGAGUGCUUCAGACUGGUGCUGGCGCGCGGCGCAGAUCCGGACUUUCAGGAUACCAAUGGCAAUACGGUGCUGCACAUGCUGGUCAUUUACGAGAAGAUCGAAAUGUUCGAUGUGGGCUAUGAGGUGGGCUCGAACAUACACGUGCGCAAUAUACAAAAUCUAACGCCCUUGACGCUGGCUGCCAAGCUGGGGCGAGUCGAGAUGUUCUUCCAUGUGAUGAGCAUUGAGCGUGAGAUAUAUUGGCAGCUGGGCAGCAUCACCUGUGCCGCGUACCCCUUGCUCAUGAUCGACACCAUUAACGAGGAGACGGGCAACAUCAACAAGGAUUCCGUGUUGAAUUUUGUGGUAUUCGGUGACAAGCUGGAGCACUUGGAGCUGCUCGAUGGCGUGGUCAUUGAUCUGCUAAAGACCAAAUGGGACACCUUCUGCAAAUCGCGUUUCUACAAGCAGUUUUACAUGUUUGCCUUUUACUUUCUCAUAUCGCUGUUCAGCUUCAUCUUGCGUCCGGGUCCAGAUUCCAAGGAGGACGAGGAUGACGAGCCGGAGGGCACAGCUGUUACGCCUUCCAAUGGCAGCGCAUCUCACGAUCUGUACACCAACGGCAGUCUGGGCCAGCAUACCAAACGUGGCACAUCCAGUACCGAAUACAGUCCGUUUGUUGAAUCCAAUCAAAAAGAACAUGAAAUCAUUUUCGAUGUCCACACAGAAACCUUUUGGCUAAACUUUACGGAAUAUUAUGAUCCCAGCGAGGUCGAGACCCUGCCCGCCUGGUGGCAAACCUAUGCCCAGUGUCCGCUCAUGAAUCUGGAAUCGGAUCUGGCCAAGCUGCGCAUCAUAGCCGAGCUUAUUAACUUCGUGGGCGCCAUACUCUACCUGCUUGUCGCUCUGAGGGAGGCGCGCUUCCUGGGCUACAAAAUGUUCAUUGAGAAUCUGAUGACUGCUCCGUCGCGCGUCAUGUUCCUGUUCUCCUGCGCCCUCAUGAUGACCAUACCCUGGCUGAGGGUCUCCUGUCUUACGGAAAUCGAUGACCAUGUGACCGUUAUGAUAAUGUUGACCACGGCGCCGUAUUUUCUCUUCUUUUGUCGAGGCUUCAAGACAGUGGGACCCUUCGUUGUGAUGAUCUAUCGCAUGGUAAUGGGAGACUUGCUGCGAUUCGUUUCCAUCUAUUUGGUGUUUGUGUUGGGCUUCUCGCAGGCCUUUUACAUCAUAUUUCUGACCUUUGACAAUCCGUCAACGCCCGAGGAUCAGGACGCCGAAUCGAAUCCAAUGCCCUCGCCCAUGGAAUCCAUUGUGGCCAUGUUUCUGAUGUCGUUGACCAAUUUCGGCGACUAUUAUAGCGCCAUGGUGUCCACACAGCACGAGUACGAGGCCAAGAUAUUGUUCUUUCUAUUUAUGGUGAUUGUCAGUGUUCUGCUGGUUAACAUGUUGAUUGCCAUGAUGGGCAACACCUACCAGAAGAUAGCCGAGAUACGCAACGAGUGGCAGCGCCAAUGGGCGCGCAUUGUGCUCGUCGUGGAGCGCAGUGUACCGCCAGGUGAGCGCUUGAAGAACUUUAUGCAGUACAGCCAGUCCAUGUCCGAUGGCAGGCGCGCCCUGGUCCUGCGCCUGAACAUGACUGACGAGGAGAAGGAGGAAAUGAAGGAGGUGCAGGAGAUGAAGCGCAUCCACCAACGUUUCUCCAAAAAGCGCCAAAUGGAGCGGGAGGCGCGUGCCCGUCGUCGCCAGCAGGAGUACGAGAAAUUCUUUGGCACCGCCCCGAAGACGGACAGCACAGAGCAGCAUAAUCUGUGAGUCAGUCAUGUCCUGACAAUGUCCUGACAAUGAACUAGUUCAAGUUUUAUUGAACUGAGCGCUUCGCGCUUUGCUUAUUUUUCCUUUUCAUUUUCUUCUUGAUUUUUACACCCUGUACCCAUUGAUAAUAGGGGUAUGAUGGUUUUCUGCAGAGGUAUGUAACAGGCAAAUUUAUUAUUCAUCUAGGAUCUCGUCAAUAUUUUUGGAUAGCCAAGUCCGUCUGUCUUUUUGUCCGCCGGUCUGUCUAUUUGUCCGCUCGUCUGUCUGUUUGUCCGCCCCUCUGGUUGAACUCGUCGGUCUCAGAGACUCUACUCUGCUUCCACGAAAUCGUCUGCGUUUGAAGAGCUGAUGUCUUAUGGACUGAACUAAAAACAUGGCUGUUAUUCAAAAAUGAAAUUCCCUCAGAGAUUAGAAGAAGAAUAUGUAUAUAGAAGAAAGCUGGAGCAUUUGUAACCGCAGUUGGGCUCAGGGUAUCUCCAAGUCGGGCAUUGCCGACUAGAGCACUCUUUACUUUUUGUGUUCUGUUGAGAAUCCUGUUAAGAUUUGUUCGUAUUGUGCAAUAAAUGUUUAGUCU
Molecule: messenger RNA, 3148 nt
Organism: Drosophila novamexicana
Lineage: Eukaryota; Metazoa; Arthropoda; Insecta; Diptera; Drosophilidae
Gene: nan
Product: transient receptor potential cation channel subfamily V member 5
Exons: 7
Coding region: 1-2574 (857 amino acids)
Biological process (GO): calcium ion import across plasma membrane
Cellular component (GO): membrane
Molecular function (GO): protein binding; calcium channel activity
Source: RefSeq, a predicted model, not a curated record